This is a messenger RNA of Parastagonospora nodorum SN15, 321 nucleotides long. RefSeq lists its product as hypothetical. The record is from RefSeq and is a predicted model, not a curated record. The transcript has 2 exons. NCBI's taxonomy places the organism in Eukaryota, Fungi, Ascomycota, Dothideomycetes, Pleosporales, Phaeosphaeriaceae. Bases 1 to 321 code for a protein of 106 amino acids.
AUGGCCUUUCAUAAACGACAGGAAACGCCCUCAGGACUCAAACAGACACAGCCCGAAGCCAAGAAGAAGCGUGGUCGACCGAAGAAGCGCACCGAGGAAGAGUCUGACAUUGAAAUCAUUCUGUUGGUCGGUAGCAGAAGUGAUGGUACACCGGACUACCGCGCGAUAGAGGAUGCACCAGCUGAGCUUCAGUCCUUCAUCCUCGAGUCUUUCAAGGCCGCCUACUGCGACACAAGAGAUCAUAAGAACUCAUAUAUGAACAUUGUGGCGAUGGAGAACCGAGAUGAAUCUGCAGCAUCGCCGAGAUGUAUCAAUAUGUGA